GCGGUGUUUGAGUUUGAGUGCUGCCUCAAAUCCGGCUUCAGUAUUAAAGGCUGCAAGUCUCUGAUCAGCGCUGCUGUCCUGCAAGCGCACCGAUGCGCGUUACUGUUACUGUUCAUCUCUGGUGAAUCAAAGAGCACGAGACCAAACAAUAAGCCAUCACACACGCUGGAAACUUAAACAGUUAAACAUGAGCUGAUUACACAAACUUAUUCAACAACUUUUUCAUAUUUUGGAGUCUUCCCCCCUGCAUUGCUGAUGAAGUGAGUUCAUGGAGAGCUUUUUUUUUGGUUCCUGUACAAGGACACAACUACAUUUGUUGGCAUGAGAAUGGCUUGAAGCGAAACGAGAGAUUUGCUGAAGAAUGCACUGAAGGGGAAUCAAAUGAAGAUUUCUACUGUCUGCAUGUGUUCUGCAAUAAAAGAUGAAGACGUUACCUCUUCAGCUUCUGCUGCGAUAGUAAGAAACCCAUGACAUAUAGGAUAUAUCUGUCGGAACUGGACGACUCUUCUGGGCAUUUGAUUUGAUGUUCAUCCGGCGAACAAAUGGAUCGUUUGGGACAAGCUCCUAAUAUAGAUCUGCUGCUUUGGAAUAACAUGAAGAGAAUUCAUAUGGAUUCUUGCCCUGCUCAUGGCUGACAAAGGUGCAGGAUCCAGUCACCUUUAGGAAGACCCUUAAACCUGGGAUUAAGCGUGGACUGAGAUUCAAAUGUGUCGAGGAUGCUAGUCACGGAUAUGUUAUGGUGCAAAGCUGGAUUGAUCGUAUCACUUUAAUCCACUUGUAGCCUCCCCAACCCCCCUACCCCACCCCAUGUCAGAUCUUCCCUAAAUUAUGGAAAUUUUUUGGAAGACGCUGACUUGGAUAUUUAGCCUGGUCUUGGCCGCUGCUGAAGCUCAGAUCCUUUCAUACAACUCUCAAGCGGAAUUCCUGUCCACGCUGGAGCACUAUCAGCUAACAGUACCAGUGCGGGUGAAUGAGAGGGGCCAGUUCAUGAGUUACACUGUGAAGCAUUACAGGCCUGGACGGCGGCGACGUGGACUGGACCAGGCUGAGCUGGACCACACUGAGACCAGGCUUUUUUACAAACUCUCAGCCUACGGCAAGCACUUUCACCUGAACCUGACACUCAACCCCAACCUGGUUUCUAAACAUUUCACGGUAGAGUACUGGGGCAAAGACGGACUAGACUGGCAGCAUUCAGUGGUCGAUAACUGCCACUAUGUUGGAUACCUACUGGAUCAAUAUAGCACUACAAAAGUGGCAUUGAGCAACUGCAAAGGCUUGCAUGGUGUCAUAACCACAGAGGACGAGCAAUAUUUAAUAGAGCCAUUAAAAAAUAUAUCCAGAAAUUUCAGUGACGUCAACCACGAUGGACAACCACAUGUUAUUUAUAAAAAGACUUCCAUUCCUUCUCUGCAAGAGCCGAGCGAGGAGUUCAGCUGUGGUGUUUCAGACCUCAUAAUAAACAGGACACCCAGCUACAAUACCAAUACUGAAGCAAACACACCUUACCCAGCCACGGAUGGCGACAGCUCGAUGGGUGGCCACCGCCAGCGGCGCUCUGUCAGCUCUGAACGCUUUGUGGAGACCCUAGUGGUGGCGGACAAAAUGAUGGUUGGCUACCACGGUCGCAAAGACAUCGAGCACUACAUCCUGUCCGUAAUGAAUAUUGUUGCCAAACUUUACCGUGAUGCCAGUCUUGGAAACGUUGUGAACAUUAUUGUAACCCGACUGAUUGUUCUGACAGAAGAUCAGCCCAACUUGGAGAUAAACCACCAUGCAGACAAAUCUCUAGACAGCUUCUGUAAAUGGCAGAAAUCCAUUCUUUCUCAUCAGGGAGAUGGAAACAGUAUCCCAGAGAACGGGAUCGCCCAUCACGACAACGCUGUUCUCAUCACAAGGUAUGACAUCUGCACCUAUAAGAACAAACCCUGCGGUACUCUUGGUUUGGCGUCCGUAGCCGGAAUGUGUGAGCCAGAGAGGAGUUGUAGUAUUAAUGAAGAUAUAGGCCUUGGUUCAGCCUUCACUAUUGCACAUGAGAUUGGACACAAUUUCGGCAUGAACCACGAUGGGAUCGGGAACUCCUGCGGGACCAAAGGUCACGAGACAGCCAAGCUGAUGGCGGCCCAUAUCACAGCCAACACCAACCCCUUCUCCUGGUCAGCCUGCAGCAAGGACUAUAUCACCAGCUUUUUGGACUCAGGUCGGGGAACAUGUCUGGACAAUGAGCCUCUGAAACGAGACUUCCUGUACCCCACUGUGGCUCCAGGGCAGGUGUACGAUGCAGAUGAGCAGUGUCGUUUCCAGUACGGUGCCUCCUCCCGUCAGUGCAAAUAUGGGGAAGUGUGUAGAGAGCUCUGGUGCCUUAGCAAAAGUAACCGCUGUGUCACCAACAGUAUCCCCGCAGCAGAAGGAACCCUGUGCCAGACCAGCACCAUUGAAAAGGGGUGGUGCUAUCAGGGUGAAUGUGUGGCGUUUGGGACGUGGCCGCAGAGCGUAGAUGGGAGCUGGGGACCUUGGACCUCAUGGGGCGAGUGCAGUCGUACCUGCGGCGGCGGCGUCUCCUCUUCCAUGCGACACUGUGACAGCCCAGCGCCGACAGGCGGAGGGAAGUACUGCCUCGGAGAGAGGAAGCGCUACAGAUCAUGUAACACUGACGCUUGUCCAGCAGGAUCACGUGACUUUAGGGAGAAGCAGUGCGCCGAUUUUGACAACAUGUCUUUCCGUGGGAAGUACUACAACUGGAAGCCUUACACUGGAGGUGGAGUGAAACCGUGUGCGUUGAACUGUCUGGCUGAGGGCUACAACUUCUACACCGAACGUUCACCCGCCGUCAUCGACGGCACGCGCUGCCAGGCCGACUCGCUGGACAUAUGCAUCAAUGGAGAGUGCAAGCAUGUUGGCUGUGAUAACAUUCUGGGCUCAGAUGCCAAGGAGGACAGAUGCCGUGUGUGCGGAGGCGACGGCAGCACGUGUGAGGUCACCGAAGGACUGUUCAACGAUUCGCUGCCCAGAGGAGGUUAUAUGGAGGUUGUCCAGAUACCAAAAGGAUCGGUUCAUAUUGAAAUCAGGGAAGUGGCCGUGUCAAAGAACUACAUCGCUUUGAAAUCAGAGGGGGAUGACUAUUACAUCAACGGAGCCUGGACCAUCGACUGGCCCCGCAAAUUUGACAUUGCAGGAACAGCCUUCCACUACAAGAGGCCGACUGAUGAACCCGAGUCGCUGGAAGCUUUAGGGGCCACCAUUGAAAAGUUGGUGGUUAUGGUGCUACUUCAGGAACAAAACUUUGGCAUCCACUACAAGUUCAAUGUGCCGAUCCAGCGUACAGGAAGUGGGGACAAUGAAGUGGGCUUCUCCUGGCACCAUCUGCCCUGGUCUGAGUGCUCAGCAACAUGCGCAGGAGGCUCACAGAAGCAGGAGGUGGUUUGUAAAAGACUGGACGACAGUUCUGUGGUUCAAAACAGCUACUGCGACCCAGACGGCAAACCGCCAGGGAACCAGCGACCUUGCAACACCGAGCCGUGUCCUCCGGAGUGGUUUAUCGGUGACUGGUCAGAAUGUGGGAAGACCUGUGACGGAGGCGUCCGAACACGCACUGUUUUGUGUAUCCGUAAAAUCGGACCCGCCGAGGAAGAAACCCUGGAGGACAGCCACUGUCUGACCCAUCGGCCAAUAGAACAAGAGUCCUGCAACAAUCAGUCCUGUCCGCCCCAGUGGGUGACGCUGGACUGGUCUGAGUGUACCCCAAAGUGUGGCCCUGGCUUCAAGCACCGCAUAGUUCUAUGUAAAAGCAGCGACCUGACCAAAACCUUCCCGCCAGCCCUCUGUUCUGACCACAACAAACCUCCAGUCCGUAUUCGCUGCAGCCUUGGUCGCUGUCCGCCGCCACGCUGGAUCCCUGGGGAAUGGGGACAGUGCUCUGCUCAGUGUGGACUAGGGCAGCAGAUGCGGACGGUUCAGUGUCUGUCAUAUACGGGACAGCCCUCCACCGAAUGUCCAGAGUCACUACGGCCAAACACCAUGCAGCAGUGUGAAAGCAAAUGUGACGCUACACCCAUCUCCGGUGGCGACGAGUGCAAAGACGUAAAUAAGGUGGCAUAUUGCCCAUUGGUGCUGAAGUUCAAGUUCUGCAGCCGUGCGUACUUCAGACAGAUGUGCUGCAAGACGUGCCAAGGACACUGACCCCGUGGAGAGAAGCAGAGACAGAUGCUGCAACGAGGAAAGCAAGAGAAAACUGGCAGAGAGAAAAGUCAACGCUGGGCACAGAAGAAGGAAGCCUGUCUCUCCCUAAUCAACACACACACAACUGCUUUUAGCCCUGUGGAAUCCAAACCACUGCUCAGCACUGCGCUGACACCUGUUUUAUUUUCACUUCUGUGAAGUGGGAAUGUAUAAAAUGAUCAUUAUUGUUGUUAUUUUUAUAAUAAUAAUAAUAAUAAUUGCUAUUGGUUAUUAUUAUUAUCAAUGUCUUUCUGUUGUUAGAAUCCAAAGUGCUGGACACAACACUCACAGAAGUAGCACGGCAGAGGUUUACUCCAAAGCACCCACAUAAGGGAGUUUGGGACAUUGUAGUAACCCUGGGACCUGCAAACACACUCCUAACAUGGUUCUGUUGGCAACACUGCAUUCAGGAGCAUUCAAACCGACAAUGAUUGCUCACACUGGCAGCAUCAGAUUGAUUGGAAGUCAUUUGUUUUGAAUAGGAGUUGGCGAUUUGAGGCAACAUGAGUGUCAGAGACUGUUUAUGGUGUGACAUAGUACCGUAACCAACAACCGGAGUGCAGACACUGUCAUUCAUGUGAUCCGGCAUCCAAUACAGCAGUCUGAUAGCAACUUUUCCAAACAUCUAUAGUACUGAAACUUGGUGACUACAACAUGCAUUAGGCUUAAGGGAAAAAUAACAAUCCAAAUGAUAUUUUUCACUCCUAAAAACAAAGUAGUAUAGAUCAGGGGUAACCAAAUCCUGCUCCUGGAGAACUGCAGACUUCAGUUCCAAGCUGCUCCAACACAUCUGCCUGUUAUUUUAACUAAACUCUGCAGGAUGGUAGCCUUCCAUGAGCAGGGUUGGUAUAGAUUGAAUUGACUUUUGGUUUUUGAUUAAAAGUACAGAUCAGGUGUGUCCAGUCCUACUCCUGUAAGGCAUAGGCUGAGCGUGUGUAAGGCUUGGGAAGGUUUAGCCCUUAGUCUUAUGGCAAAAAUGCCACUAAAUUGGACAAAAAUGCUCCUGCACUAACAAAUUAAAUAUAUUGCGUCUGUUGCUAACAAUGUGAAAAUUAAUAGAAAGUGUUGAUUGUGGCAUUAGAUUAAGAUCUGCUCAUGUUGCACCGGGGUUGACAGGUUUUUGCAACAAAAAAUGCCCAACUGCUACUCAAAACUAGCCCAAUCACGUUUCGAGGGGGGUUCCCUUCAUGGUAAAAAUCACAUUCCUGGGGUAAAAUACACGUUUUUCGGUGGGGAUCAUCUAGUAAUAUUCGCAUUCCAGGGUCUAAAUAUCCCGUUAUUGGGGUCGCUUCAACCUGCGGACAUGAAAAACAAACCGCGGCAACAGAGUUAAAGUAGCCCAAUUCCACGGGAAAAUCGCAGACUUGGCAACACUGUGUUGCAUCGUAUUGCAUUUUAGGCAUUUUUACAGUUUUUGUGCAUUAUAACCAAGCCCACACGAUUCUGUUGAGCUUAGGAAUGCAGUGGCUAAUCAGAGGCGUUCAGAUGAGUCAUCGCUGAAACUCAUCAGCUUUGUUGAGUGUGCGUGCGUUCGUUUACUGAAUUCCAGACUCUUGCAAAUUCUCUCAUCACAGCCAGUGUAGGACAGUGGCCCUCCUGGAGCAGGAUUGGACACCCCUAGAUGGUAAGGCAAUGUUGUUCUGCCUGACCUGUUUCUUUUUGCGGUUAGAUUGAGAUCGUACUAGAUAUGCAUGUGGUUUAAUUUAAAUCCGUAACUUGGAACUUCUAUGUACAUUUAAUCACUUGGCAAAUGCUUUUUACCAGAGCAACUUCCAUUGCAUUCAUAGUUUACAACCCUUGACCUUGGCAUGGUUUGAGCCAGGCUCUACCAUUUGAGGAACUUUUAAACUUCUAAACUAAAGUUGUUUUGACAAUAACUUUUGAAAGUCAGAUAGGAACCCAAUGGCCAAAGACAAACAGGGUAGUGUGAUUGGGUGCUUUGGUGCAGAAUUUGUGCAGAAGAAAUCUCAAUUAGAGCUUCAGUGUCCAGAUGUUCCGUUGAGUUAGCCACCUGUUUUACUGAGCUGAAUCACAUGACCACAGGCCAAAGAAUUGCACCAUUGUCUGACACUCGAACAAGGCCUGAAAAUCAGAUCAGUUCCAAAGGGACGUUUCUACUAUUGUGUCUCUAGAAUUAUUGUGGACUCCAGAGAGACAUUAAUUGAGAUUCUGACGUGAUUCUGCUUUAUGGAUCCAUAUUCUGCUUUAAAUUCUAGGGUUCUGACAUCUAUGCGUCUGUUCCGGGGACCGGCAUGUUCCAGACGCAAUAAUUUUCACACAAAAUGCGUGCUGCAGCCACACUCCGCCACAUUAUCAGCAGAAUACACAGACAAUCCAUCAGCAUGGGGAUGACUUGCUUGGAGAUCUCCAGGUCUGUGAUGCUGAUGCAUUAGUAAAGUUAAGUGAAGGGCCAGUGCCUGGGUAACCUGCCAGACCCCGCAGAUCCGGUCUGCCAUCGACUACCUCCAAAACACCCCCUCUUCCUCCUUCCCUGAGAUCACAGUGCUUCCAGCCCACACUCUUAAACCCUCCACACUCAAUGGUGCUUUUCUUUCCUCAGUGGAGGACUGUUUGUUCCACUGCCCUUCUUCCGUUCAUCUUUUGAGUGGGCAGCUCUUCUGGCCCCAUGGUGCUAUAAGACCUUGAUGCAUUCUGGGUAUGCGGUCUGACAGAAAACCAAGAAUACUUUAGCUCUGUUCCAAAUCCUAGUGAGCUCCCUACCUAGACCAUCUUUUUAAGGCAUCAUAGGUCUUUCUGGUGCAACGGUCAUUCCAAAAAGUAGGCUGUUCCUUUUUAUGAGACCCUUUUUUUUAACACAUUUAAAAACGGAAUCACAUUUAUUUUGUAAAGGCAAUCCCAGAAUGCAUUGCUCAGUGUCGGACAAAGUGAAAAAUAUUUGCUAUGCAUUUUUAUGCUUGUUGGACUUUUGUGUCAUUAGCUUAGCUACUGAAAUCAAUUGUGCAUCAUGUUUACUGCGCACAUAACAAAUGCUAUUUGUGUGGCAUGUGGGGUUGUUGCCUACAUAGUGUUUGAAAUCCCAUUACGAUGCUGCUUUAGGCCUGAAAUAUACUCUACACAAACAUGUUGGACCACGUCACAUUCUUAGCAUUGACACAUGUUAAGUAUGUUCAACAGGACCGCAUGUUAGCAUACUUGCCUAAGUCAUGUUUCUUGACAUGGAAAGCAGCUGACUAAGCCACACAAAGAAAAGCAGCUUGCUAGGUUUUGGAACAAAGCUUUUGUCCGUCUUUCUUUCUGCCCUUUUACUUCACAUUGGUUUAUGUUUGUAAACUUUCCAUCAACUCCAUGACUGAGUGACUUAACCCUGCUCUCUCUUAGCCAAGGGAACGUCAAGUGAUAGAGCAUCAAUUUUAGAUCUUACCUUCAUUACAGGACACAAUAGAUUAUUAAAAUUGAGAAGUUAUGGGACAUUUUUAUGUUUUUUAAUCAUACAACCAUUCUACUUUUGCUGCUGCUACUUUUUUGUAGCCACAAAUACAAUAUUAAUCGAUUAUGUAUUAUAAAAUGUUUAUACUGGGAUUAUUCAACAGUGAACAUUGAACAGUGGAAUUGUAGGCCCAACAUGCUGAGCAUCCUGUAAAAUCCUAAGGCUUGAAGUACAAGUUUACUGGCUUUGGGACAUGGACUCUCAAUAAAAAAAGACACUCAAAAAAAAGACACUCAAUGAAACUGGUACUGAUCGCUGUGAACUUGUGUCUUUGAAUGUCACAUCGUUUAACCUGUACCUAUAGAAGAGAGUUUUGCAUUUUUUAUUUUUUUUUUUUGUGAAUAGUUGCUUACAUUUUAUAUUCAGUAUUAUUAAUGUUGGUACACUUAUUUCUUUUUUUUUUUUUUUUUGUAAAUUAUAUGCUAAUUUAUUGCCAUGUGUCACUUGUCUUAUGUAUGUUUCACUGCAUGCAAACUGAAAUCUAGCCUAGUGAAAUUGAUGCAGUGGAAUAACACCCUUCACAAUCUUGUUUUAGUCUUGGUAAAAUGUGAGUUUGAAUGUGUCUUAUUUGCUACUAGAGUGCUCUUAAAACUACGUCAGAAUGCUUUUGUGUGACUCGGUGCGUUUGAGUGUGUGUUUGUUGAUAUGAUAUUACUGCACUGUUUCUCGAGGGCCAGUGCUCACAAAAAAAAUAAUAAUAAAUAACAGUAAAUGGUGUCAAAGGGUAAGGACAAAAAUAUUCCCAUAGUAACUUUAACAUUCUCAGUCCUUUGGCUUGUACCCUUGGUGAAUCCAACAAUAUGUAAUGGAUCCUGAAUAAAAUGACUUUAAAGGG
Cyprinus carpio (common carp) is the source of this 8501-nucleotide messenger RNA. It is a transcript of the gene adamts6, whose product is annotated as ADAM metallopeptidase with thrombospondin type 1 motif, 6. Gene Ontology annotation, molecular function: metalloendopeptidase activity. Bases 829 to 4179 code for a protein of 1116 amino acids. Gene Ontology annotation, biological process: proteolysis; extracellular matrix organization. The transcript has 26 exons. The record is from RefSeq and is a predicted model, not a curated record. Gene Ontology annotation, cellular component: extracellular matrix. Lineage: Eukaryota; Metazoa; Chordata; Actinopteri; Cypriniformes; Cyprinidae.